UCCUCCGGAGGGCGUCUUCCUGAAGUCCAGACGCAGGUGGGAACGAUUCUGUUAUCCUCCCCUCAUCUUUCCCAGGCCCCUUGGAGGCGGGGAGAUUGGAGUGCGGUUCUACCUCGGUUUCGCCUCCUGGCUCUUUACAAAGCAGGGCCCACGUGGGUAGCCCCGUGCCUCAGUUUUCCCACGCUGGGUCUCCACCACCCUUUCUUGUCGGGGCUACAGACCUUCGCGGCUCUCUCUUGUCCCCUUCCUCCAGCAGAGGCAGCGGCGAUGGGCGCUGGCGGCCCCCGACGGGGCGCGGGACCCCCAGACGGCGGCUGGGGCUGGGCCGUGCUGGGCGCCUGCUUCGUGGUCACCGGUUUCGCCUACGGCUUCCCCAAGGCCGUGAGCGUCUUCUUCCGCGCGCUCAUGCGCGACUUCGGCGCAGGCUACAGCGACACGGCCUGGGUGUCUUCCAUCAUGCUCGCCAUGCUCUACGGCACCGGUCCAGUCUCCAGCAUCCUCGUGACCCGCUUUGGCUGCCGCCCGGUGAUGCUGGUGGGUGGGCUGUUGGCCUCGGCGGGCAUGGUCCUAGCAUCCUUCGCCACGCGCCUCCUGGAGCUCUACCUGACGGCCGGGGUGCUCACAGGCCUGGGCCUGGCCCUCAACUUCCAGCCGUCGCUCAUCAUGCUGGGGCUGUACUUCGAGCGGCGGCGGCCCCUGGCCAACGGGCUGGCGGCGGCGGGCAGCCCCGUGUUCCUGUCGGCGCUGUCGCCGCUCGGCCAGCAGCUGCUCGAGCGCUUCGGCUGGCGCGGCGGCUUCUUGCUGCUCGGCGGCCUCCUGCUGCACUGCUGCGCGUGCGGCGCCGUCAUGCGCCCGCCGCCGGGGCCGUCGGACAGCGCGGACGACGCUCCCGGGGAGGCGGAGGCGCAGCGCGCGGGGCUGCGUCUGCGCGAGGCGCCCCCUGGCGGCCGCCCCCGCCGGCGCCUGCUGGACGUGGCCGUGUGCGCCGACCGCGCCUUCGGGGUGUACGCCGUCACCAAGUUCCUGAUGGCGCUCGGGCUCUUCGUGCCCGCCAUCCUGCUGGUGAACUACGCCAAGGACGCGGGCGUGCCCGACGCCGACGCCGCCUUCCUGCUGUCCAUCGUGGGCUUCGUGGACAUCGUGGCGCGGCCGGCGUGCGGCGCCCUGGCGGGCCUGGCGCGCCUCCGACCCCGUGUCGCCUAUCUCUUCAGCCUGGCCCUGAUGGCCAACGGGCUCACGGACCUGAGCAGCGCGCGCGCGCGCUCCUACGGCGCCCUUGUCGCCUUCUGCGUCGCCUUCGGCCUCUCGUACGGCAUGGUGGGUGCGCUGCAGUUCGAGGUGCUCAUGGCAGCCGUGGGCUCGCACCGCUUCCCCAGCUCGCUGGGCCUGGUGCUGCUCGUCGAGGCCGUGGCUGUGCUCAUUGGACCGCCCUCUGCCGGCCGCCUGGUGGACGCCCUGAAGAACUACGAGAUCAUCUUCUACCUGGCCGGCUCCGAGGUGGCCCUGGCCGGGGUCUUCAUGGCCGUAGCCACCAACUGUUGCCUGCGCCGCUCUCACGACACCCGGCCCGGCCAAGGUGCCGGGGGCAGGGCCAGCGACACCGAGGACGCUGAGGCCGAAGGGGACUCGGAGGCCCUGCCCACCGCUGCUGAGCCACCUGGCAGCCUCGAAGCCCGGGAGGUGCCAAGCCCAGGGGCUCGGCCCGCGGAACCAGAGGUGGAGGCCGAGCCAGGGUCGGACCCCAAGUCUGUAUAGCCCCGGGGACCCCAGGCGAGGUGGCUGGGACUUGGGGAAGGGGGCUUACCCUCUCAGAGCCCCGGCGGUCCCAAGAGGCCUGGCACGCUGGAGGCUGCUUUGCAGUGGUCCCCCCUGGGGUCCGGGGGGAGCUCCUCCAUCUGCCCAGCGGGCCGCGGCCAGGCCCUGCCCCAGUGACGCUGCUGUGCGCAGACAGUGGAAACUGAAGUUCAUAAAGCUCGGCUGCAAGACAGGUUCCGCUCCUGUCAUUCCUGUGCUUCCCAGCUCUGGUGGCGGUGGGGGGGGAAGUGGUGGGAAGGAGUCUGAGAGGCUGUCCCCAGAGCCCUCGGACCCAGGUGUUGGGGAAGGGGGAAGUGGGGGUGUGGAGGGGGAGGCUCUCUGACUUGGAGGCAGUAGGGGUCUCUCUUGCACUUUGACUUUUGAUCUCUUGUGCUUGGAUCCAAGUGCGGGGAGCCCAGGUCUUGCUGUGGCUGGAAAGCCUUCAGGAUCUCUUCCC
Molecule: messenger RNA, 2251 nt
Organism: Ailuropoda melanoleuca (giant panda)
Lineage: Eukaryota; Metazoa; Chordata; Mammalia; Carnivora; Ursidae
Gene: SLC16A8
Product: solute carrier family 16 member 8
Biological process (GO): monocarboxylic acid transport; transmembrane transport
Cellular component (GO): basolateral plasma membrane
Molecular function (GO): monocarboxylic acid transmembrane transporter activity
Source: RefSeq, a predicted model, not a curated record